Molecule: messenger RNA, 2588 nt
Organism: Phacochoerus africanus (Common warthog)
Lineage: Eukaryota; Metazoa; Chordata; Mammalia; Artiodactyla; Suidae
Gene: APEH
Product: acylaminoacyl-peptide hydrolase
Exons: 22
Coding region: 73-2433 (786 amino acids)
Biological process (GO): proteolysis
Molecular function (GO): serine-type endopeptidase activity
Source: RefSeq, a predicted model, not a curated record
GCGGGCUCCGCCCCCUGAGCUCACUUCCGGGCGCCAGCACUGACCGCCUAUCCCCGUCGCCCCAGAGCAACCAUGGAGCGGCAGGUGCUGCUGAGCGAGCCCGAAGAGGCGGCGGCGCUGUACCGGGGCCUUAGCCGCCAGCCCGCGCUGAGCGCCGCCUGCCUGGGCCCAGAGGUCACCACGCAGUACGGGGGUCGCUACCGGACUGUGCACACUGAGUGGACCCAGAGGGACCUGGAACGCAUGGAGAACAUCCGAUUCUGCCGCCAGUACCUGGUGUUCCAUGAUGGGGACUCAGUGGUGUUUGCAGGGCCUGCAGGCAACAGUGUGGAGACCCGGGGGGAGCUGCUAAGCAGAGAGUCUCCUUCAGGCACCAUGAAAGCUGUGCUGCGCAAGGCUGGAGGCACGGGCACUGCGGAGGAGAAGCAGUUUUUGGAGGUCUGGGAGAAGAACCGGAAGCUCAAGAGCUUCAACCUGUCAGCGCUGGAGAAACAUGGGCCGGUUUAUGAGGACGACUGCUUUGGCUGCUUGUCCUGGUCGCACUCGGAGACACACUUAUUAUAUGUAGCAGAGAAGAAGCGCCACAAGGCUGAGUCGUUCUUUCAGACCAAAGCCCUGGACGUCACUGGCAGCGAUGAUGAGAUGGCCAGGACAAAGAAGCCAGACCAGGCCAUUAAGGGGGAUCAGUUUUUGUUUUACGAAGAUUGGGGAGAAAACAUGGUUUCCAAAAGUACUCCUGUGCUCUGCGUGCUGGAUAUUGAGAGCGGCAACAUCUCUGUGCUUGAGGGGGUUCCUGAGAGUGUGUCCCCUGGACAGGCAUUCUGGGCCCCUGGAGACACAGGUGUGGUGUUCGUGGGCUGGUGGCAUGAGCCCUUCCGGCUGGGCAUUCGCUUCUGUACCAAUCGAAGGUCAGCCCUGUACUAUGUAGACCUCACUGGGGGGAAGUGUGAGCUCCUCUCAGAUGAGUCUGUGGCUGUCACAUCUCCCCGGCUAAGUCCAGAUCAAUGUCGCAUCGUCUACCUGCGGUUCCCAUCUCUGGUCCCCCAUCAACAGUGUGGCCAGUUGUGCCUGUAUGACUGGUAUACCAGGGUCACCUCGGUGGUGGUGGACAUUGUGCCUCGGCAGCUGGGAGGGAGCUCUUCAUCGCCUAGAGUGCCCCCAUGUAUGGGGCUGCCUUUCUGUCACAGUUGUGGGCCCCAAGUGAAUUCCCCAACAACGCAAGCCUGCCUCAUAAUUUUGACAACCUCCCCACAUCUCCACUCCUGGAUGUGGCCCUGGCUCUCUGCCUUUGCAGAGGACUUCUCUGGGAUCUACUGCAGCCUUCUGCCUCUGGGAUGCUGGUCAGCUGACAGCCAGAGAGUGGUUUUUGACUCACCUCAGCGCAGCCGGCAGGACCUGUUUGCUGUGGACACCCAGAUGGGCAGUGUGACCUCUUUAACGGCUGGGGGGUCAGGUGGAAGCUGGAAGUUGCUCACAAUUGACCGGGACCUCAUGGUGGUGCAGUUCUCCACGCCCAGUGUACCCCCAAGCCUGAAAGUUGGGUUCCUGCCUCCUGCCGGGAAGGAGCAGGCGGUAUCAUGGGUAUCCCUGGAGGAGGCCGAGCCCUUUCCUGACAUCUCUUGGAGCAUCCGGGUACUACAGCCACCCCCACAGCAAGAGCAUGUGCAGUAUGCUGGCCUUGACUUUGAAGCAAUCCUUCUACAGCCCAGCAACUCUCCAGAGAAGACCCAGGUGCCCAUGGUGGUCAUGCCCCAUGGGGGACCCCAUUCAUCCUUUGUCACUGCCUGGAUGCUGUUCCCAGCCAUGCUUUGCAAGAUGGGUUUUGCAGUACUACUAGUGAACUAUCGUGGCUCCACCGGCUUUGGCCAAGAUAGCAUCCUUUCCCUCCCUGGCAAUGUGGGCCACCAGGAUGUGAAGGACGUCCAGUUUGCAGUAGAGCAGGUGCUCCAGGAGGAACACUUUGAUGCAGGCCGUGUGGCCCUUAUGGGUGGUUCCCAUGGUGGCUUCCUCUCCUGCCACCUGAUUGGUCAGUAUCCAGAGACCUACAGUGCCUGCGUGGUGAGGAACCCUGUGAUCAACAUUGCCUCCAUGAUGGGCUCCACUGACAUCCCUGACUGGUGUAUGGUGGAGGCUGGCUUCUCCUACAGCAGUGACUGCCUGCCAGACCUCAGUGUGUGGGCUGCGAUGCUGGACAAGUCGCCCAUCAAGUAUGCCCCUCAGGUGAAGACUCCACUGUUACUGAUGCUAGGCCAGGAGGACAGGCGUGUGCCCUUCAAGCAGGGCAUGGAGUAUUACCGUGUUCUCAAGGCCCGGAAUGUGCCAGUCCGGCUCCUGCUUUAUCCCAAAAGCACCCAUGCACUAUCAGAGGUGGAGGUGGAAUCAGACAGCUUCAUGAAUGCUGUGCUCUGGCUGUGCACACACUUGGGCAGCUGAAGCCCUAUCUGUCUGCCUGAGCUGGGUGCCCACACUUGGCUCUUGGAGAGUCCCAUGGUCUGGCAGAGCUGCAAGAGGCUUCCUGGGCUCUGGACUCCAUGGAUGGGUGAGCUGAGGAAUGUGGGCUGUAUACUCAUAAUAAAUAAGGACACAGA